AUGGAAGGCGACGUGGUAGCACAGUUCACUGAAAUCACCGGCUCAAAGCCAGAGCUGGCUACCCAGUAUCUGCAGCUGACUGAUUUCAAUAUUGAGCAGGCCGUACAGCUUUUCUUCGAGAAUGGCGGUGCGCCACUGACUGAUGAUCCCUUACCGUCGGCCUCCACGCCACAGCGAGCUUCUCAUGCUGGCGGCUAUGGAAAUGAGUCUGGGGUAGUCAAUGUUGACUCCGAUGACGACGUCACAAUAGAUGAGUCUCGCUCUGCGCCUCGGAAUCACCCAUCGCACGACGCUGUGUUUGAAGACGAUGCAGCUAUGGCCCGUCGCCUCCAAGAAGAGAUGUACGGCGGAGGAGAUGCUGAAGAGAACGUGCGUGCGCCGAUGGCCCGUACAACAGAAACCUUGGUGGGGCCUGAAGCGGACUUUGACGACGGCGAUAUGCAUGCCAGCAUAUUGGGUCAACUGCGCGCGCGCCAGCAGCGAACCAACCGACCGGGAAUUUUCAACCAACGAGACACAUCGAUAUGGUCUGGAGAGGACGAUACCUCGGAACGUGAACGUUUGGCCGCAGCGACUGGAGGAGCUUCCGAGGCGUCGAAUAAAUCUAAUAUGUUGGCUGAGAUGUACCGCCCCCCUUUCGAGAUCAUGUCCAGACUUCCGUGGGAUGUCGCUCGUCAGGAAGGUCGCGACAAUGAGAAGUGGUUGAUGGUCAAUAUCCAGGACCCUUCAGUCUUUGAUUGCCAGGUUCUGAACAGAGACCUCUGGAAGGAUGCGGGUGUGAGAGACACCGUUAAGGAGCAUUUUAUUUUCAUGCAAUAUUCCAAGGACGACCCUCGCGCGGGACCGUAUCUGCAGUACUACUUUCAGGCGAGCGACGUCUCAGAUAAUUAUCCCCACAUCGCGAUUGUUGACCCCCGGACUGGAGAGCAGAUGAAGGUCUGGUCGGGGCCUCCCGUGAUCAAGGCAUCGGACUUUCUGAUGCAACUCCACGAGUUCCUCGAUCGAUACAGUCUGAAGCACAACGUGAGAAAUCCCGUGGCGAAGCGGAAGCCGGAGAAGAAGGAGAAGAGUAUCGAUGCGAUGACCGAAGAAGAGAUGAUGGAGAUGGCAAUGAGAAACAGUCUAGGGGAUGAGGCGUCGCAAGGCCCGAAGAUGGAGGAUCCCGACGAUCUCACCCGCAGCACCGACGAUGUGAAGGGUAAGGGACGGGCUGAAGAUGUUGGAAUGGAAGAGGCCGAACAACCUGAACAGAGCGCCUUCUUGUCCAUUCCGGACAAUCGACCCCACACAGAGCCCCCUGCCGAUCCUGCCACAACCACGCGCAUUCAGUUCCGACACCCGUCGGGGCGAGUGAUUCGGCGUUUCGCUUUGACGGAUCCUGUCCAGCGGAUCUACGAAUGGCUCAAGGCUGAUCCUCCCUUGGCUGAUAAAGCUGGUGUGGAGUUUGAGCUGAAUGCCAUGGGCCGCAAUCUGAUUGACUUGUUGGAUCAGACCGUCGCCGAUGCUGGACUGAAGAAUGGAACGGUCAUGAUAGGCUAUGUUGAGGAAUAG
This is a messenger RNA of Aspergillus niger, 1551 nucleotides long. RefSeq lists its product as uncharacterized. The transcript is spliced from 2 exons. Bases 1 to 1551 code for a protein of 516 amino acids. Gene Ontology annotation, cellular component: nucleus. The record is from RefSeq and is a predicted model, not a curated record. Gene Ontology annotation, biological process: proteasome-mediated ubiquitin-dependent protein catabolic process. Gene Ontology annotation, molecular function: ubiquitin binding. NCBI's taxonomy places the organism in Eukaryota, Fungi, Ascomycota, Eurotiomycetes, Eurotiales, Aspergillaceae.